This is a messenger RNA of Ophidiomyces ophidiicola, 2055 nucleotides long. RefSeq lists its product as uncharacterized. The transcript has 2 exons. Gene Ontology annotation, molecular function: ATP binding; protein serine/threonine kinase activity. NCBI's taxonomy places the organism in Eukaryota, Fungi, Ascomycota, Eurotiomycetes, Onygenales, Onygenaceae. The record is from RefSeq and is a predicted model, not a curated record. Gene Ontology annotation, cellular component: cytoplasm. Gene Ontology annotation, biological process: protein phosphorylation; intracellular signal transduction. The coding region runs from base 1 to 2055 and encodes 684 amino acids.
AUGGUAGAACGCAACUCAUAUCAGACGGAUCCCGAAUCACUCUUGUUGUUAAGUGGCUUAGAUACACCACCUCCAUCGUCGUCAGCGACGACGAUCUCGACAGACAAUCCCGCCUUGCACGAUGCACCGCCUCGUCUCGUCCACGAUUCGGUUCUGUCGCAGCCACAAUGUUCUCGACAAGAUGCCGCGGCCAACUAUCCGACAGAGAAGGUCUCUACCAACCCCAAAUGGAAUGCUACAGCUAUUAUAACUACUUCCCCUCAGCUGUCUGAUCCAACGCAAUGGACUCCCACCCUUAGCAUUCGUACCGAUUUCGGAAGCGAGCAAGUGAUGACUCCCAGCGGCCACACGGACCAUGAUGUCUCUCUACGGCCCAGCCUCUCAUCAACGAGCUUGCCUCGUAGAACGUCAAGUAUACGCGCGGCUCUCACCGCUGCACAGUCCAGCGCGGGAUCGGUCUCUCCCGGCUCGGUAUUCUCAUCACCGCAACUUGCCGCAUUGACAGACAUCACCCCUUUACCAUCUCCAACCCAUGGCAAUUCUCCAUGGCGGUCCAGCAGCUCCAACUCUCUUCCAAGGUCGCCAUCGAUGACAUCGCAUCGCGGCUCGACUUUCAGUUUAAAGUCCCUAGAUCCAAACAGACCGCCGGGGUCGUCUUCUAGCCAGCGUCGUGGAUUUGAUCUGACUCGAGCACCAAGCCAGGAACACAUACAUGCUCCAAAACGGGAUAAUUUGCAUAUACAGGUUCCACGAAACGGCCAUUCUCGAAACCGGAGUCUUAGUGAAUAUGUUCCUCCUGUUUUAUUGGCCCCUGGUAUCAUAAGGCCCUCGUUUGGCAGCCCUAGCUGCGUUUCACCCCCUGCACCACAUACUGUGCAGAGUAAACUCCAUCGCGAGGAGUAUCUAGCCGUCCAACGGGGCAUAGCAUUACCCCAUGCGCAUCCCCCUACGCCUCCAAGCACACGUAGAGGUGAGGAUAGCAUUGGUGGCGAUCUUUCUGUGACUGUACCUGGGAGGAAGCUAUCUUCUACCGAAGUAUAUCAUGUCACUUCGAUAAGAACGCUCCAGCCCCGAACUUACCGAAUGAUUCGUCAGCUUGGACAAGGAACGUUCAGUCAAGUAUCUCUUGCUGUCCGAGAUGAAUCUCCAAACGAGACUGGCAUUUCAUCGCUGGCACAACCGCGUCUUUGCGCCGUUAAGGUAGUUCAGUAUGGUCCCGCUGGUGGGGCUGACGAAGAACGAGUCGAAGUCUCGUUAAAACGGGAAGUUGACAUUCUAAAAUCUAUCAACCAUCCAUCCAUUGUCCAAUUAAAGGCAUUUGGAAGUGACGAGAAACGGGCGCUUCUCGUCUUGGAUUAUUGCCCUGGUGGCGAUUUAUUCGAAUUUGCCAGUGGAGGGCAAUACUCUUUAUCACCUCCGGUGAUCAGGCGCAUAUUUGCAGAACUGGUAGCUGCUGUUCUAUAUCUACACAGGAACUUGAUUGUGCAUCGAGAUAUUAAGCUGGAGAAUGUUCUUGUGAAUAUUCCUGGCUCUGUAAUGCAAACCAUCACUGAUUGGCGAACCUACCCUCGCGCACUAGUCACAUUAACAGACCUUGGACUGUCUAGGAGAAUCCCACAGCCACCAGAAAACCCACUUCUUCAUACACGCUGCGGGUCGGAAGACUAUGCCGCACCGGAGAUCCUCAUGGGCCAGCCGUAUGACGGUCGCUCUACCGACGGCUGGGCUCUUGGUGUUCUACUAUUUGCGAUGAUUGAGAACAGACUUCCGUUUGAUCCUCUGCCAGGGACCCGAGGAGACACCGCAAAACUGCGGGCGCGCACGCCUCACCGCAUCGCCCGCUGUGAGUGGAGCUGGUAUCGGUAUGGCAACGAGGAUGGAGAGUGGGACCCUAACAAGGGUGCAGCGUUCAAUGGUGCGCAGCUCUGUGUUCAAGGCUUGUUGAGGAGGAGUAGUCGGCGAAUAGGGCUUGAUGAGGUUGAGAAGAUGGAGUGGGUGAAGGAGGCGAUCGACGUGCCAGACGGUCUGAAGAGAGGCGAUAUCGAGGUGCCAUGA